Messenger RNA from Mytilus trossulus (common blue mussel), 2346 nucleotides. RefSeq lists its product as uncharacterized. Lineage: Eukaryota; Metazoa; Mollusca; Bivalvia; Mytilida; Mytilidae. The record is from RefSeq and is a predicted model, not a curated record. The transcript is spliced from 2 exons. The coding region runs from base 205 to 1443 and encodes 412 amino acids. Gene Ontology annotation, biological process: intracellular signal transduction.
CGUUCCUCUCCCCACACUUUAAAAUCCCCUUUGACGAAGAUCGAAAAAUAAACAUUUAUUUAAUACAAUAUGAAGAAUCACAAGGUAUCAGAAGAACUGGGAUAGUGGAAUGGUUCAAUAAAUGUGGAAAGAGUGACCAGAAGGAACAUGGGUAUUGCAAAUAGGAAAUGAAAGCAGUAAACAGUAGCCAGCUUUAUACUCAUAAUGGGGAAUGCAAGCAGUAACCAGAAAGAAGAUCUGUGUACAAAUAGACACAGUUAUUAUACUAAGUUAUUGUCUGCACCACCAUUAUGGUCAACCCAAACAUCAUAUAGUAAAUGGGCUAAACAGUACAAAAAUGUGGAAGGGUUUACAGAUUUUGCCGAUUUUACAACAUGUCGUGAGGCAAGAAAACGUCAUGGCAUAUUAGUCAAACCAGACACAUACGAUGGGAGGCAGCUUGUAUCCCAGUUGAAAUCUAAAUCAGAAUUAACUUUGAUUGAAAAGCAAAAAUGGAAGCUUUCUUCCUUUAAACUUCCCAGAAUUCCCUUGACUGGAUUAGAAGAUCCCUAUUGGCUUCAUAGCAGACAUAACAGGAACAGACGUGAAUGCAGUAUAAUUGGUUACCAUGACACCAUGGCUGUUCUUCAAAUUAACACAAAUAGAUACCACUUGUCACCAAGAUUUUACAUUUUAGAUUUGGAAAAUAAGCAAGUUUUAGGACAUUUUGUGGUGUUUUACCAUUGUAAGAGAUGGUAUGAGUGUUAUAUCUCUCCUAACAAACAGCAGUUGUUGAUACGCCCUGAUAAUUUAACUAGAAUUGUUUCGCUGCCAGAUAAUUACAUGAUAGAGAAUAUAUCUUUGAUGCCGCAAGCAUCAAAACUCAGGAUUAAUGCUGUGCCUCCAACACUCAGAGCCCAUGUGCUAGCAUUCAACUCUCAAGCUGGGGACAAUUUUGUUUUGACUGCUUUUUACAAAGAAAUAGAACUGAGAUCUAUUGGUGACUGGAAUGUUGUUAGAAAGAGUGGUACCUUUCGUCUCCCAGCAUCAAUACAGCAGAUAAAAUCAAGUCCUUUAGGAGACUAUAUAGUGGUUAGAUGUGUUCAUCCUCUUUAUAAUAAAGAGUAUCGGACAAAUAUUGUGGCAGUUAUCAGUUAUGUAAACUUUGAACUGUUGCUCCGAAUAGAUGUCCGAGGGUGCUACUGGCCUGCUAGUGAGGUCAUCAAUUUACAAGUCUUCCCAUACUUUUCACCAAGUGAAGCUACGAUUGCUGUUAUGAAAAACCAUGCAUACAAUCGUAAAGUUAUAACACAGAAACUACCCAUCGUAAGACUAAACCUGCAAUAUUUGUGUCGUAGAGCUAUUCUUCAUCUUGUGAGUUACCGUGAUGUGGGUAAAUUACCACUUCCUGCACAGCUAGUUGAUUACAUUCAAGGCAAACCACACAAAAUCUGCAAUGUGUAAACCAAAUGCAAAGGGCUUUUUAGGUGGCCAGCUACUUAUACAUGUUAUUCAUGUUAUUCAAUAUAUAUUUUUAAUGGAAGUUUCGGAGAAGUUAUGUACCAGAGACAUAUAGUACAUUGCAAUGUAUUAUAUUGUACACAAUGUUAACCUGUAUAUAUAUGUUGUAUGUGUCUCUCUAUGUACAAAUGAACAUAUUUUAAAACAUGCUAAAAGUGUACAUUAUUAAUUUUAGAUCUUUCAAUAGUGUUAUAUUGACAAAUGUUUAAGGAUUGUAUUUUCUUGAUAUUCAAGAUGUGUUGCUAAAUUUAUAAAUGUCAAACUGCUUGAAAUGGCUUAUAAUCCAACAUUUUCACUUUGGAUUGAAAUGUCCCACUAAUGCACAAUUUUUCAUCUUUGCUCAAUAUAUAUAUGUUUUUGUGGGGAAAAAAUUUGCAGAGUUCAGGCCCCUUCGAAUUCUACCACUUUGAAUUGAAAAUCAGAAUGGGGUUGGCAUGUAUGCUUAAUUCUAAACAUCUAAAGGCUUUAUGGAGCAUGUACCUGGGUGCUUUGUGUGCCAUACAGUGUAACACUCUCUUUCUUUUCGUGUUUGAUUUUUGUGGAAGAGAGCAGAUCAAAUAAAAACUACUGCUACCAUGUAUGUCAUGUAUGUUAACAUGGUUAAGAUUGUAUUGAUAAGAGCAAGAACUCUUUCGUGGCUUUUAAUAGAAAAAGAAAUUCAAUUAUAAUCAGGUAAAAAAUUCUGUCAGAAACUUUGAAAGUAAAUAUCAUUAAUACUUAUCUAAACCUAGUCAAUAAUCUUGCUUUUUCAAUAUACAUGUACUAUGCUUUUUUAAUAUACACAAACAUUUACACGUACACUGUAUUAUCAUAUGAUGCUUACACAAGAUAUAUAUGUAUGUACCU